Molecule: messenger RNA, 1347 nt
Organism: Nicotiana tabacum (common tobacco)
Lineage: Eukaryota; Viridiplantae; Streptophyta; Magnoliopsida; Solanales; Solanaceae
Source: RefSeq, a predicted model, not a curated record
ACAAAAUAUUUUUCGCCAUACACGCGCAGGUCAUUGUAAGUGGCUUCCGGCAACAUUUUCCCGACUCCGACUUAGGAAUGUCGAAGAAAGCAGAACUAGCUGCGCCGCCGUCAGCGGCGGAGACGGCGUACUUCGGAGAGACCUGGCGGGAAUUUAAUGACGGAUUAACUUACCAUGACAUUGUCCGACGCAUCGAUGCUGGCUUUCUUUUUUGUGCAAAAUCUACAGGUCUUACACUGAUCGAAUUCUACUCCAGAAAGUACAAAAGUUCAGCUCCUUUACAAGGUUGGUUGCAGAGAAUUCAAAAUAAGCAGAUAACAGUUGACGGUAAAGUUGUUACUAUACCAGAUACUGAACUCAGUUUUUGGAUGAGCAGAGCUGGUACAGAACUAGUAUAUCAUCGACUUCCUUGGAGAGAACCUGAUGCACCUUACUUGUUACAAGUACUAUUUGAAGAUAACUAUUUGAUUGCUCUAAAUAAACCUUCUGGUUUGCAAGUCCUUCCUGGAGGGUUGUUCCAGCAGCGGACUGUCUUGACACAACUCCAAUGGCAUGUGAGCAAGCUGACAACCUCUUCCUCGGGUUGUCGAAAAACACAUCCUGUCCCAGUUCAUCGCCUAGGAAGGGGUACAUCAGGAAUACUUCUCUGUGCGAAAACAAAGCUCGCUAAAUCUCGCCUUGCGGCAUAUUUUGCUGAGGGGACGUCGGUUGUUGAAGACAAAUACACCAACUCAGAGUGCAAGAAAAUGAGGAAAAUUAGCAAGAUAUAUCGGGCGCUUGUAAGUGGUGUGAUUGAUAUGGAUGAGGUUGUCAUCAAGCAACCAAUUGGGACGAUUAAAUAUCCUGGAGUUGCUAAAGGGUUGUAUGUUGCUUCUCCUUCAGGGAAGCCAGCUCUGAGCAGUGUUCGCGUUCUUGAAAGAGAUUUAGAGAAUAACAGCACAUUGGUCCAGGUUGAAAUUCAAUCUGGAAGGCCACACCAAAUCCGUAUCCACCUCUCUUUCAUUGGACUUCCACUAAUUGGUGAUCCUCUUUAUGUUUCUGGCGGGCAACCAAAGUGCUUUGAUCCUGAAUUAAUGGAUGAAAGUUUUGAGAAAGAUGGCGGCUAUCAAAGACCUGAGAAUCCUGUUCCUGGAGACUGUGGAUAUAACCUGCAUGCACAUCAAAUAGUUCUUAUACACCCAAUCACAAAUGAGGUUAGUUGUUUUUCACAAUAUUGUUUUAGAAGCCAGUAAUUUCAAUUCUAGUCAUUACCUAGCCACAAAAAAAUAAAAAUUGUACGUUAGUCAUUUGCAGUUUUACAUAACUGAUCAGAGGAAUACUUAACUAAGAUGCUUGUUUUGAUGUUUA